AUGAAAGGCAUAGAACUGAUGGAGUUGAUGGAGCUGUGUCCUGAGGCAAAGAUAAUUCUCAGUGUGCGUGACACGCAAACGUGGUAUGAGAGUGUAAAAGAUACUGAUUUCAGUGCUUACAAUGAUCCUUGUGAUCAAUCAGAGCUUACCCUAAAUAAAUUGACAGUGUGGGAAGGAUUGUUUGGUGGGAGGUUCGAAGACAGAGAAUACGCCAUGAGUGUGUACGAGGCGCAUGUGGAAGCUGUGAAAACUUACGUGCCUGCUCAUAAAUUACUUAUAUUCAAUGUAAAGGAAGGAUGGCCUCGUCUCUGCAAUUUCUUGGGUGUUCCUCUGCCGCCAGCUGAUUUACCGUUUCCUCACGUCAAUGAUUCAACACAGUUCAACGAAAUUCAUUUUGCAAAUGUAGAAAAAAUUCUAGGCGGGUUUAAGAGAACAUGA
Cryptomeria japonica (Japanese cedar) is the source of this 438-nucleotide messenger RNA. RefSeq lists its product as uncharacterized. Lineage: Eukaryota; Viridiplantae; Streptophyta; Pinopsida; Cupressales; Cupressaceae. The coding region runs from base 1 to 438 and encodes 145 amino acids. The record is from RefSeq and is a predicted model, not a curated record. The transcript has a single exon.